Molecule: messenger RNA, 867 nt
Organism: Lodderomyces beijingensis
Lineage: Eukaryota; Fungi; Ascomycota; Pichiomycetes; Serinales; Debaryomycetaceae
Source: the annotation of a GenBank genome assembly
AUGAAUAGGACAUUCACCCGUCAGUUCUCGCAAACUGGGGUAUCACUAAGGCCAGGUUACUCGACGGUGCACCCCGUGCACCACUUGGUCAAAGUGGAGAAAGCGAAGUUGAAGCCCGGUUUGCAGAAUUUGCUUCUCCCAAGGGACGAUAUAAGAUCCGUGAAAUACAAGCCUACGGAGAUCUGCCAGGAUCGAGUUGCCGAGCACUAUAGAAACACGCUAGAAUCGGAUUUGCUAUUACACUUUUACCAGCAUAAAGCCGUCAAAGUUGAAGGAAACAAGAAGAGGACAUGGAGUAAUGACUCGCCUCAUAAUUUGUUUCGGGGACUCAGAAAACCGCGGGGUGGAACUAGAGCCACCAAGGAUAAGCAUCCCAUUACUGCUGAAAACGUGCCUCGGCUCACCAGUAUAGCGUUGCACGCAUACAACAAGAACGCAUUAGAACACAACUGGCUAAACAUCUCCACCAGGUUGCAGUUGUCGAUCAUCACCAACGUGAAAGCGAAACAAACCUACAACAAGCUGAACAUCUUGCCUUGGAAAACGAGGGUGGGAAGACCGUGCGGGGCCAAAGUCGAGCUUGUGGAUAGGGACAUGAACCAGUUCAUCAGCACCUUGACCGAGUUGGUCUUGCCCAGGAUCAGAGCCUUCAAAGGUAUCAGCUUUGGUUCCGGAGAUCGAAACGGUAACAUCAGUUUUGGUUUGAGUCCCGAAGAUGUCCAAUUUUUCCCCGAGUUUGAGCAUUACCAGGAAUUGUUUCCAAAUUUGAAUGGUAUGGACAUUACUUUCAAGACCACUGCUCAGACUGAUGCUCAAGCAAAGACUUUAUUGAGCGCUUACGGGUUCCCCUUUGCUAAGAACGAUUAA